Messenger RNA from Strongylocentrotus purpuratus (purple sea urchin), 1743 nucleotides. RefSeq lists its product as uncharacterized. The record is from RefSeq and is a predicted model, not a curated record. NCBI's taxonomy places the organism in Eukaryota, Metazoa, Echinodermata, Echinoidea, Camarodonta, Strongylocentrotidae. Gene Ontology annotation, cellular component: mitochondrion. Gene Ontology annotation, molecular function: fatty acyl-CoA hydrolase activity. The transcript has 2 exons. The coding region runs from base 252 to 974 and encodes 240 amino acids.
UCAAGCUCAGGCUAGCUGCCCAGCGCGCCCAGGCCAGUGCCGCCUGGUCGUCGGCUGCUAGGUCCCUCUUCACGUACUCAACGCGGAUAAGUCGUUUGUUUACAUGCCAAAACCACGCACAUGUAAUUCAGCUGUGGACGUGUGUGGAUGCAUGGAACAAGUACAUGUACAUAAACAGCCUUAACAACUUUGACCCUUUGCUGGUGUAUGAUACUUAGCUGAGAGUUCGAGAGAGAACUAUAUACCCCAUCAUGUUAGGUGCAGUUAAUCUCCUUGCAUCAUUGAAUAAGUGUAGACCUGCCGUAACUAGAAGCCUUUGCCUACCAGGUCUACAUUUCCAAGGUCGAUCUUCAAACCUUUUCUGUGUUAACAGACGCACCAUGAGCGAUUCUAAGGCAGAGAUACCUGUAGGGUCAGAGCCAUCACCAUGGCAACAAGGAUUUUACAAGUAUUUCCUUCCGAUACAGACGAGGUUUCUAGACACCGACUGUUUUGGUCAUGUGAAUAAUGCUGUCUACUACUCCUUCUUUGACACGGUCAUCAACCACUACCUGUACAAACACUGCAGCUUCAGGCACCCGAAGAAGAACACCGAUGAGCCAAACAUCGUCGGGUUCAUGGUCGACACCAGAGGCACGUUCAGGAAGCCGCUCAACUUUCCUGAAGUUAUUCUGGCUGGUAUGGCUGUCACCAAACUGGGCAAUUCCAGCGUGACGUACACUGUUGGCAUUUUUGCGGAGAAAGAGGCGAGAAGCAAGCUCACAGAGUCUUUAUCAGUGGAUGGUGUUCUCUUAGAAAAGAACGAAGCAGGUUGCUUUGAUGGUUAUGAUGAAAUGGCGUGCUCCGUUGGACAGUGUGUUCAUGUCUUUGUAGAUGUGAAUGGAGAUCAGAAACCUCUUAGAAUUCCAGAUGUAAGCAGAUUGCCUCUUUCAAACAUCCUGGUCCCCUUUGAGGGCCAAAUAAGCAAAUUAUGAAAAAAAAUUAAUCUAUGAUUAAUUGAGCAUGCAGUGCCAUUCAAUUUAGAAACUACCAAUAUUCUCAGUGAUUUGGGCCAUUCAUGUAACCCAAAUCAUGCAAGAUGUGUGUACUGUUUCCUAUCUCAUAAACCAAGCAGUGUUUUUAUAGGCAUCUGAAUGAUAGGCCAAGUGGUGUUACUAAUUCCCAUUCAAAGGUAUAACACAUGAUAAAAAAAUAUGACCAAGACCAUUUUGUGAAAUUUUGUGCUCUUUAAAAGAAAAUAUAAAUACAUGUACAUGUACCCCCUUUUUUCAACAUUUCAAUUCAUUGUUUGUCAAUAUUCCUGAAAAUUAACCCUUUUAUAUUUGAACACAAAAUUUCUAAUAAUUAUGCAUGUGCAUGUACAGAUGUAGUAACACCGGUAUGAUGAACUCUUAACUAAACUUUUUAACAAUCAAACAAUAUUUACUCUACGGGGUCAAUGUACAAUUAUUUUAAGCUAAAUUUGGAACGAUUGUCGCGAAAGGGUCAAUGGAGUUCCAUUUGGUUUGAUUGAAGCAAUUGAAUUUCAAAAAGUUGCAUUGUAAAGGUCGACUAUGCAUACAUGUACAAAUAUCUUUCUGAAUCAAAUAUUGCUCUUAUGCUUAUUGUUUAAUGUAGGCAAACAAAACUUUUAUUAGACAUGUCUGAUGUCUUAUGGCAUAUCUCAGCUUGCACCAUCUGUAACUAUAGGCAACUGGAAUGAAGGAGUUAAUUAAGUAAAGGCUGUGACACCACUACUACUAC